Messenger RNA from Pisolithus orientalis, 1902 nucleotides. RefSeq lists its product as uncharacterized. Gene Ontology annotation, cellular component: nucleus. The transcript has 7 exons. NCBI's taxonomy places the organism in Eukaryota, Fungi, Basidiomycota, Agaricomycetes, Boletales, Pisolithaceae. The record is from RefSeq and is a predicted model, not a curated record. The coding region runs from base 1 to 1902 and encodes 633 amino acids. Gene Ontology annotation, molecular function: nucleic acid binding; exonuclease activity.
AUGAAAAGAUCACCACAGGAGCUGCUGGCAUCACAGCCCAAGAAACCGAAGGUGUCCUCCGAUCGUCAGACAGAUGGCGAACCCAACGAAUGGAGCCGCGUAGAGAAACGCAAGGCUAAGAAAGCCAGAAAGAUCGAUGCAAAACACGAAGUGUGUAUGUCCGCCCAUUCCCAUGCAUUUUUAAUUGUCGGUUCCCCUCAGGCGUUGGUGCCAAGAUUCCUGUAUGUGAAUGGCGAAAUCGUAAAGAGAAGAGAUGCUAUACACAUCGACGACGUCAGAGACUUGGUCCUGCACAUCAUCGCAGACGCACCACCCCCAAACUGGGCCAAGGUAGAGAAUGCGCGGUCAAUACAAAGAGUCGUUGUCCUCCUCGUACCAGGAAUUCUACCCUCCUUCUUGUGUCUUCCCCCGCUCCCAACGUCAGCAACCGCCAAUCCUAACAUACCUCUGGCCAUACCCCUCCCAUCGGAGUCACAUACUCCUAUCCCAUUCAUCGCAUCCACCUUUAGUCAUGCUUGUCCGACACGUGCACCAGGGGACCAAACCAGAAUGUAUUCCGUCCUCGGCGCGUUUUUCCAAGGUCCCGUAAGCAGCGAGGAGAAACGCAAACGGAUCGAAGCUCGCUUAGCGUCAGAACGCGCCGCCGGGAAAGACCCUUCUUUAUAUGUCCUUACAUUGCAAGAGAUGAUCGAGAAUGACUAUCCCAUACCAUCGUACAUGGCAGACGUGUUCGAGAAGCCUCCAGGUUGGGUAGAAACCCCUCGUCCCGAACACGAUUCCAUCUUGUCAAUACCUGCAAAACGCCCAAGAGUGUAUGCCGUAGACUGCGAGAUGUGCAUGACAGAAGACGGCAAGGAGCUCGCUAGGGUCUGUGUGAUUGAAUAUGAAUCGGAUAUCGUCGUAUACGAUAAACUCGUCAAGCCUUCGAAACCCGUCACCGAUUACCUCACGCGUUGGUCCGGCAUAACAGAAGCCCACCUGGCAACAGCUACAACAACACUUUCUGAUGUCCAAGCACAUCUUCUCACGAUCCUCUCACCUCCCGGCGGCCCAACCUCCGUACUGGUGGGACAUUCCCUCGAGUCUGACCUCAAAGCUCUCCGACUGUGUCAUCCCCUCUGCAUCGACACCGCACUAGCCUACCACCACCCGCGCGGCCGGCCGCUCAAGCCGGGUCUGGCAUGGCUCACAAAAAAGUGGUGUCAUCGCGAAAUUCAGACUCGCGGAGAGGGGGGACAUGAUCCGGAAGAAGAUGCUAGGGCCUGCGUAGACUUGCUACGUCUCAAAGUCCAGAAUGGUGCAGGGUUUGGAGAGUUCAAGACUGAUUACGAGAGUAUUUUCGACAGGAUGAGUCGUGCAAGCGGGAGGGGAGGACCUGGGAGCGUUAAAAGUGCUGUGGUCGACCUCGGAAAUCCAACCGCAAUGCAUGGUGCCAGAGCAAAUACCUCGCUUGGGUGUACAACUGAUGAGGAGGUGCUAGAGCGGCUGAUUCAGAUUGUACCCGCCCAUGAAUUCACGUUUGGGAGAUUCAUGGGUUUGGCAGAUGUUUUGGGAUGGGUGACACCGAAAUCUACGACAGACGUGCCGGCGCCACCAAAGCCUUUUGUCGAGCCAACUCCGGAAGCACUCCUUGCUGCGCAAACCAAGCUCAACUCACACCUCACGACGCUGUAUGCUUCGUUGCCGCCGCGCACCGCGGUUGUCGUUUUCACGGGUCACUCAGAUCCGAGGCAUAUGUCCGCGCUCAACGCACGUAAAUCCGCGUUUGAGGGCGCGAUACGGAGUGGAAAAAAGGCAGAGGAAAUGGAUAGGAGCGAGUGGUGGACUGCAGCUGAUGGGAGAGAGCUCGAGGAAGAAGUUACACGUGCAAAGAGAGGGCUGCUGUUCUUGGGUAUUAAGUAG